This is a messenger RNA of Cokeromyces recurvatus, 816 nucleotides long. Its product is annotated as 3-hydroxyacyl-CoA dehydrogenase. Gene Ontology annotation, biological process: fatty acid metabolic process. Lineage: Eukaryota; Fungi; Mucoromycota; Mucoromycetes; Mucorales; Mucoraceae. Gene Ontology annotation, molecular function: NAD+ binding; oxidoreductase activity, acting on the CH-OH group of donors, NAD or NADP as acceptor. The coding region runs from base 1 to 816 and encodes 271 amino acids. The transcript is spliced from 3 exons. The record is from RefSeq and is a predicted model, not a curated record.
AUGGGCCUCGGCAUUGCCUAUGUAGCUGCAAACGUCACUCGCCUUCCAGUAGUUUUAAUGGAUAUUAACCAAGCCCAAACAGAAAAAGGAAUGCAAUUUUUUGAUAAACUUCUUGCAAAGGAUGUUGCUAAAAAUAAAAUAACUGCCGAGCAUGCUAAAGUGACCCGAGAACUUGUCUCAACAACGAAUAGUCUGUCAGACAUGAGUGAUGUUGACUUUGUAGUCGAAGCAGCUUCUGAAAACCUCAAUAUCAAGUCAGCUAUUUUCCGUGACUUGGAUCAAGUCUGUAAACCAGAUAGUAUUUUGGCAACUAAUACAAGCUCAAUCAGCAUUACAAAGAUCGCUGGCGUCACAAAAAGAAGUCAACAAGUGAUUGGUAUGCACUUUAUGAAUCCUGUACCCGUCAUGAAACUUGUAGAAAUCAUUCCUGGUUUAGCUACCACUCCAGAAGUAUUGAAACAAACGGUUGAUUUAGCGACUGCAAUGGGAAAGACAUGUACUGUUGUUCAAGACAUUCCUGGCUUUGUAGCUAAUCGCCUUUUGAUGCCGUACAUUAAUGAAGCCAUCAUGCUUUUAGAAUCAGGCGCUGCUAGUGCUGAAGACAUUGAUACGACUAUGAAAUUAGGAGCCAAUAUGCCAAUGGGACCUUUGACCUUGGCAGAUUUCAUUGGUUUAGAUACAUGUCUGGCUAUCAUUAAAGUGCUUCAUAAUGAUACGGGUGAUUCAAAGUAUCGCCCUGCAUUUUUACUUCAAAAGUAUGUAGAUGCUGGUUGGAUGGGCAAAAAGAAUGGAAAGGGGUUCUUUACUUACAAAUAA